AUGACACGCGCAGCAGUCGGCCAAAUGCGCUCCACGGCCUCCAUGGCCUCCAAUCUGACCCAAGCCCAAUCUCUCUGCCGCAAAGCCCACCAAGCCGGCGCAAAAGCCCUCUUCCUCCCAGAAGCAGCCGACUACAUCACCACAUCCGGCGGCCUCCAGCUCUGCAAACCAGUCACCACCUCUGAAUUCGUCCUCGGCCUGCAAGAUUGUGCCAAACAAUACAAUCUCGCCAUCUCCGUCGGCAUCCACGAGCCCGUCUCGUCUGACGCGCAAAAAGUGAAAAACACACUCAUCUGGAUCACGCCCCAGGGAGAAAUCGCCCAUCGCUACCAGAAACUACAUUUGUUCGACAUGGACGUCAAGGAUGGGCCCCAGAUGAAGGAGUCGGAUGGCGUCGAGCGCGGCCAGGAGCUUGGCCAGCCCUUUGAAAGCCCCGUGGGAAGGAUAGGCAUGCAAAUAUGUUUUGACCUUCGGUUUCCAGAGCCCGCGCUUGCUCUCAGGAGGCGAGGCGCCCAGGUACUCCUAUAUCCUGCUGCUUUUACUACUCCAACGGGUAAGGCUGGUCAUUGGGAAAUACUGCUGCGUGCCCGUGCCAUUGAGACGCAGAGCUACGUCAUCGCUGCUGCCCAGGUUGGAGUGCACGACGACCAGGGCAAGAGGCGAAGUUACGGACACAGCAUGAUUGUGGAUCCUUGGGGCAAAAUCGUUGCUGAACUCGGAGGAGACGAGGGUGAAGAGGGGAAGUGGGAUGAUGAAGGCGACAUUGCCGUUGCAGAGCUCGAUCUUGAUUACGUUGAGAAUCUGCGUAAAGAUGUGCCCAUGACGCGGAGAACGGAUGUUUAUGCAGAUGUUUCUUAG
Molecule: messenger RNA, 858 nt
Organism: Bipolaris oryzae ATCC 44560
Lineage: Eukaryota; Fungi; Ascomycota; Dothideomycetes; Pleosporales; Pleosporaceae
Exons: 3
Coding region: 1-858 (285 amino acids)
Molecular function (GO): hydrolase activity, acting on carbon-nitrogen (but not peptide) bonds, in linear amides
Source: RefSeq, a predicted model, not a curated record